UGCCGCCAAUCAGUGCCACCUAUCAGUGCCAGUCAGUGCCACCUAUCAGUGCCAACAGUGCCGCCUAACAGUGCCAGUCAGUGCUGCCUAUCAGUGCAAUAUAUCAGUGCUGCCUUUCAGUGCCCAUCAGUGAUGACUGUCAAUGCCCAUCAGUGCAACCUACCAAUGCCUCCUCAUCAGUGCCACCUAUCAGUGUCCAUCAGUGCAGCCUCAUUAGCGCACAACAGUGAA
Molecule: messenger RNA, 231 nt
Organism: Staurois parvus
Lineage: Eukaryota; Metazoa; Chordata; Amphibia; Anura; Ranidae
Source: the annotation of a GenBank genome assembly